Molecule: messenger RNA, 980 nt
Organism: Verruconis gallopava
Lineage: Eukaryota; Fungi; Ascomycota; Dothideomycetes; Venturiales; Sympoventuriaceae
Exons: 3
Coding region: 37-843 (268 amino acids)
Cellular component (GO): nucleus; 90S preribosome
Source: RefSeq, a predicted model, not a curated record
CGUUUUGGACGACUCUUGUGUCGUGUCAGAGGGAAGAUGUCGGACUCUGAUAACGAGGGCGGAGUACCUCUAAUCGAACCGCAGUUCUCAGGUGCGAAGAAGCGGAAACGCAACAAUGACUCUGAAGCACGAAAGGAAAAGAAGCGUCGGAGAAACAAGAAGCCAAAUGACAUCCACGAGGAUGACCUGGACGAAGAGCUCGGCGUCAACCUAGCGAUCGGCAGAAUGGACGGUGACUUGAUGGUGAACUAUGUUGCGAGACGUACGAAGAAGUUUGAGCCAGAUUUGAGCCCCGUGGAGUUAGACGAGCUCUACCUGCCCGCAAAGUCAGUACGAGACACAAGCUCGUGGGACAAGCCGCGGACGCUGGACAACCUGCCGAGUUUCGUGCGUGAGUUUGCCGACAAGGACGAGAAUCUUGAGUUGGCGAAACAAGAUCCAGGCUGCCCGCACACCAUUGUUGUUGCAGCAGCUGGGAUCCGCGCCGCGGACCUGACGCGUGCGCUACGGGUUUUCCAGUCCAAGAAGGAGAGUGGAGGAAAGGUCACCAAGCUUUUUGCGAAACACAUCAAGCUCAAAGAGGCCAUCGAAGAAUGCCGAAAAACACGAAUUUCUCUAGGUGUUGGAACUCCGCAGCGCAUUCACGACUUGCUUGAAGAUGGUGCUUUGUCCGCAAAACACUUGAAGCGCAUCAUCAUUGAUGCCAGCUACAUCGAUCAGAAAAAGCGCGGUAUUCUAGAUAUGAAGGAGACAGAGAUACCGCUCGUGAAACUGUUGACGAGGAAAGAUUUACGAGAGAGGUAUGAAGAUGCUACCUCACCAGUCAAGCUGUUGUUCUAUUGAAGCAUGGAUCAAACAUAUUUUUGUUUUGGCCUAAAUCAGGUUCACGCUUUUUUAUUUGUAUAGAAUUGUAUCCACAUUUGUGCGAAUUAAAAAAUUGCCAGAUGUUGACCCCACGAAGACCGUCGUCCAAAAUUGAG